AUGGAUCCCUUCGACAUCUGUCGCGUUUGUAUGGAAGAGGUAGACAACUUUUGGCCACUCUUUGACCACUGCGAGCUAUUGCCAUCCGGAAUGCAGCCCGCCACGCUCAUCUCGAAGGUUUCCGGAGUAAGCGUCCAGAAGGACGAAGGACUGCCCGAAAUGGCUUGCAACAGCUGCCUAGCGGCCAUGGUGAACGCGUACGUUAUUCGACAAAAGUGCAUCGCAUCCGAUCGGAAGCUGCGAAAGAUAUUGUUUUAUCGGCCGGUUCUAAAGCCACCUCCAGUCGAAGCGAAAGAAUUGUUUGUUGCUGUUCCCGUACCGGACACGGAUACUCUAAUUGAGCAUCAUGAACUUCAUUCCGACGCAAACAAGGAGCUGGUAGAGAAGCAGGCGCUGCUAGCUAAAGCAGGUUCAAUCAUUGAAGAAAACGUUCCCUCGUUACCCGACGAGAAUGAAGCGGAUGCUGGCGAGCUGGACGUGAUAACAGUGAAGAAGGAAGUUUUGAAUGACUUUUCAAUCGAGGACGUUCAGUACACCGAAGAGUAUCUGGUAGAGGAACACCACGAACACAAUGAAGUAGAGGACCACGAAGCGGCUUCGUACGACGAACCAGAAAGGUUGGGUUUUGACGAUACAAUACAGAUGGAGGUCGAGAUAGUCGAAACGGAAAACGCCAAGCAAAGACAUAUCUGCGAUGUUUGCGGUAAAGAGUUUUCGACCAAGGGCAACCUGAAAUCGCACAUGGUGCUGCACACCAACGAAAGGCCCUUUGCCUGCGAGCAGUGUGGGAUGAAUUUUGCGAAAAAGAGUAACUACAACGUGUACAAAACGCGCCAACGACGGUGCUACGUCAACCAGGACAUUAAGAAGCCGUAA
This is a messenger RNA of Anopheles cruzii, 876 nucleotides long. RefSeq names its product zinc finger and BTB domain-containing protein 17-like. Gene Ontology annotation, cellular component: nucleus. The record is from RefSeq and is a predicted model, not a curated record. Lineage: Eukaryota; Metazoa; Arthropoda; Insecta; Diptera; Culicidae. The transcript has 2 exons. Bases 1 to 876 code for a protein of 291 amino acids. Gene Ontology annotation, molecular function: zinc ion binding; DNA-binding transcription factor activity, RNA polymerase II-specific; RNA polymerase II cis-regulatory region sequence-specific DNA binding. Gene Ontology annotation, biological process: regulation of transcription by RNA polymerase II.